AUGGAUGAUCGAUUCAGCUUCGACCAGUAUCUUAGUGAGUAUAUUCCAAGUCAUCUCGGCAUCGAGUUGGUGGCUGAAGAAGAAAUACCGAAGUCGGCUAAGCUUCAUACCAAUAAAGAGCUACAAGGUAUAGAUGAUGACGAGAAAUUGUCAGAGGAAUAUCAUCUUCAUCUUGUAGAUCACAAUGCGAUCGGCAACCAGCACUGGGCAAAAGCAUUACGACGACCGGUUAAAAAUACGCCUAAGGAUGUAUCUGGAUGGAAAGAUCCGUUGGCAGAUAGCCUCUUCUCGGUAAGUCAUCACCGGAAAGAAAUGGACGAAAGGAAGUUCUCGGUAGCAGACAGGACACGAAUGCUGUGUGAGUUUGACGAAUGUCUGAAUACAAUGAGUAAAUUGGGGAAAGAGGUGAAAUUGAAGGCUAGAUUCACACUAGAGGAGCAGUUUGAAAGAGUACUGAAACAGCCGUUGAAUCACAAAAGCUUGAUAGUUUUAAGCGCUGUAUUACCAACAAUCACCAAAGUGGAAGAUAUUACAAAUGAUAAUGAGUUAGAGAUCAAGUAUAGAACUACAGUGAAGGAGUUGAUGAAGUUUAUUAUAAGAUUCGAGCAAAGUAAAGCACGAGAAUCAGUGUUAAAGAAAAAGGUCAGAGACUACAAUCAGAAUCGGCCGCAUACAAUCGAUACUGAUGAAGAUGAGAGCGAUGAUCCGGAAACUCUAGAGGAUCUGAAGGAAUUACGCCAACGCAGAAUGCACAGACGGAGUUUGAAAUACGGCAAAAUUAUUAGAAUACAUUUCUUAGAUGGUGUGACAUUAGUGAUAGACCCAAUAAGUAAGGCCAGAAUAGAGGGAAACUAA
Molecule: messenger RNA, 855 nt
Organism: Brettanomyces nanus
Lineage: Eukaryota; Fungi; Ascomycota; Pichiomycetes; Pichiales; Pichiaceae
Exons: 1
Coding region: 1-855 (284 amino acids)
Source: RefSeq, a predicted model, not a curated record